Molecule: messenger RNA, 852 nt
Organism: Uncinocarpus reesii 1704
Lineage: Eukaryota; Fungi; Ascomycota; Eurotiomycetes; Onygenales; Onygenaceae
Product: proteasome component PRE2
Exons: 3
Coding region: 1-852 (283 amino acids)
Cellular component (GO): proteasome core complex
Molecular function (GO): threonine-type endopeptidase activity
Source: RefSeq, a predicted model, not a curated record
AUGGACGCCAUAGUUGCUCAGUACUCGCGGUCGCACUGCCAGGAGCAGGCCUUCAACCAGCAAGAUGACCAGGAAAUCGUGACACUGCUUCCUCCCCUCUCACUGAGAUUCGAUUUACCUCCCAUUUCUCAGCCCGCUUCAUUCCUCCGAGCGAUGACAGACGACCACGCCAAUCCCAACUGCCCAAUCAAGCUUGCCCACGGAACCACGACCCUUGCUUUUCGAUUCAAGGGCGGAAUCAUCGUCGCUACGGAUUCCAGAGCCACUGCAGGGAACUGGAUUGCGAGUCAAACGGUGAAGAAGGUCAUCGAAAUCAAUAGCUGCUUGCUAGGGACUAUGGCUGGUGGUGCUGCUGAUUGUCAAUACUGGCUCGCAUAUCUCGGCAUGCUCUGCCGACUUCACGAACUCCGCCAUAAGCGCCGAAUCUCUGUUGCCGCAGCAUCCAAGCUUCUUGCGAACCUCGUCUACAAUUACAAGGGGAUGGGCUUGAGUAUGGGUACGAUGUGCGCCGGUGUAACUCCGCAAGAAGGCCCGGCUUUGUAUUACAUUGACUCGGAUGGAACGCGAUUGGCAGGCAAUCUCUUCUGUGUUGGAUCCGGCCAGACAUUCGCCUACGGUGUGCUGGAUGCGGAAUACAGAUACGACUUGACUGAGGAGGAGGCGUUGAGUCUGGGACGCAGGAGCAUCCUGGCCGCCAUGCAUCGUGAUGCUUAUUCCGGAGGCUCUGUCAAUCUGUACCACGUGAAGGAGGAAGGAUGGGUGAAGCAUGGUUUCAGCGAUAUGAACCCCAUAUUCUGGAAGGAGAAAUUAGAGACUGGCGAGUUCUCCAAUGUUCCCAUGAAAUUAGAAUGA